CUCUUUUGGAGCUGCCCACUGAGCGAGAGAGACGGGUUCAUUCAUCGCAAUCUCACGGCAUGGACACUCUCGGCUCGCCCCCAUGGAGCCUGUUCUUCGCUCUCAGUGCCCUGCUGGCCGCGCUGUUGUGCGCCGGGCGGGCGCUGGCCGGCGCCUGGCUCGGGCUCGGCCCGCGGAGGGUGGCCAGGGCCCUGCGGUCCCAGGGUGUCCGCGGCACGUCUUACCGCUUCCCCUCCGGCGACAUGAAGGAGUACGUGCGGCUCGUCGCCGCGGCCUGCUCCCAGCCCAUGCCGAUCUCCUCGCACGCCGUCGCCGCCCGCGCGGUGCCGUUCGACCACGGCGUCAUCAAGCAACACGGUAAAGUUGCCCUGACUUGGUUCGGCCCGGAGCCGAGGGUGGUGGUGGCGGACCCUCAGCUGUUCCGGGAGAUCCUGUCGAACAAGCAGGGCCAGUUCGGGAAGCAGAGGUCCAUCCUUCGGAUCGAGCGGCUCUUGGCCAACGGCCUGACCACCCACCAGGGCGACAAGUGGGUCGCCCACCGGAGGAUCAUCAACCACGCCUUCCAUUUCGAGAAGCUCAAGAGGAUGUUACCGGCUUUCGCAGAGUGUUCUAGUGAACUUGUGCGAAGAUGGGGAGACUCCAUGGGGCAAAGUGAUGUGCAGGAGAUAGAUGUGUGGCCAGAGUUUCAGAACCUCACAGGGGACGUCAUCUCCCGAGUAGCGUUCGGGAGCAGCUUCGGUGAAGGGAGACAGAUCUUCCGGUUGCAGUCUGAGCAGGCGCAAAAUGCUGUCAAGAUGGCAAACGUGAUGUACAUUCCCGGUUACAGGUUCCUGCCAACAAAGCUCAAUAGAAGGAUGAAGGCAAAUGCCCGGGAGGUCGAAGUACUACUGAAAGGCAUAAUCACAAACAGGCAGAGGGCGAUGAUGGAUGGCCAUGCCGACAACGACGAUCUACUAGGCGUGAUGAUGGAGUCAAACAUAGAAGAAAGCCAAGAAGCCGGAAGCUCCAAGCCGACGAUGACCACCGACGACAUAGUAGGGGAGCUGAAGCUCUUCUAUUUCGCGGGCAUAGAGACAACCGCAGUGCUGCUCACAUGGGCAAUGGUCCUGCUAAGCAUGCAUCCCGAGUGGCAGGACCGCGCCAGGGAGGAGGUUCUGCGUGUCUUCGGACAGAACCAGCCGGAUUCUGAGGGCAUAAACCGACUGAAAGUCGUGACGAUGAUACUCCAUGAGGUUAUUAGGCUAUACCCACCAAUUCUACUACUUGGCCGAGAGGCGUAUAAAGAGACAGAGCUGGGAGGCGUCACAUAUCCAGCCGGCGUUACAUUUGUGCUGCCAAUUGUGUGCAUUCACCAUGAUCCAGAUGUGUGGGGAGAAGAUGUCGAUGAAUUUAAGCCGGAGAGGUUUGCGGAGGGCAUUGCCGGCGCAUAUAAGAACUCGCCGGCGUUCUUUCCGUUUGGCUGGGGACCGCGGAUUUGCGUUGGGCAGAACUUUGCAUUGCUUGAGGCCAAGAUGGGAUUGAGCCUGAUCCUGCAACACUUCAUGUUCGAGCUCUCACCGUCCUAUACGCAUGCGCCAUGCCCGGUCUCCACUCUGCAGCCCCAACAUGGUGCGCAGAUUACGCUCAUGAAACUCUAAGAAUCAGCGGCCGUUACUAAUUAGCGUCCGGACUCUGAACAACAAUAGACAUUGAGAAUAGUCAGGGAUUAGGGUGAUGAUCCUGGGAGAGAUGUAGUAUAAUGGACCCUGAUGUUCACAUCGAAGCCGACAUGCACACAUCUCAUAAAUAUUGUUUUUUUUUUAGGAUAAUACAAUCCCCUUUAUUUAAGUAAA
Molecule: messenger RNA, 1832 nt
Organism: Triticum dicoccoides
Lineage: Eukaryota; Viridiplantae; Streptophyta; Magnoliopsida; Poales; Poaceae
Product: cytochrome P450 72A14-like
Exons: 5
Coding region: 60-1637 (525 amino acids)
Molecular function (GO): oxidoreductase activity, acting on paired donors, with incorporation or reduction of molecular oxygen; heme binding; monooxygenase activity
Source: RefSeq, a predicted model, not a curated record